This is a messenger RNA of Rhipicephalus sanguineus (brown dog tick), 1322 nucleotides long. RefSeq names its product hapless 2-like. Lineage: Eukaryota; Metazoa; Arthropoda; Arachnida; Ixodida; Ixodidae. The record is from RefSeq and is a predicted model, not a curated record. Bases 3 to 1322 code for a protein of 439 amino acids. The transcript is spliced from 8 exons.
CCAUGUCUCUCCUUGGACCACCCGUCAUCAAGCAAGAAACGUACAUCGACCUAUUCGUUCAAAAGGACAGCGCCACGCUACCGGAGCGCUGGCGCACUUUCUCGGAAUACCCAGAGGAACUCAUGCUGAGCGCCGAUCACCCUGAAGACGCCAACAGCGAGAAGACGGUCUCAGCAAGUUUCCUGUCGGAGAAGGCCGCGGAAUCGGCGUUUGUGCUAAAGGGCUACCGGAAGUUGCGCGUCCUUGUGCCAUUCCCGCCACUUGGAAUCCCUGUUGGGAAUUUGCCAUCUGUGUACUCUGAGAAAGUGGCCUCUGGCGAGGCGCCUUCACCGAUCCUGCUGAGCUACUUCAAGGAUAAGCUGCCGGAAUCUCCCAUCCUCUUCAACGAGACAAGUGGAGAGCGGUUCCUCAGUUUCAUCUACCAGCACCCGCAUCUUAGCCUCAUCCUUCUUGAUAUCAACGCCGACGACAUAGUUCUGCUCAGACAAGGCACGAAAGGCCGAAUCAACGUUGUGUCGGCUCAAAGCAGCGACUCCGCCUCCCUGGUCCGCAUCGAGGUGACCAACCUAGGCGAGUUGACCACCAUCUUCAGCGUGCAGGUUACCCAGUGCAGCCACGGUGUCGCCAACAGCGAUACCGAUUCGGCGCUUGUAACGCCGCGGCGAACUCUGCUGCUCCUGACGUCGGUGCACUUUGGUGCUCUCGACAUACGCGACGACCUCAAAUGCACGGUGGAACUCCACGAUUCCGAGUAUGGAAUGAUUGCGUCACGGUCGGUGAUCCUAAGGCCUGGCAAACAGUGCAUCUGCUAUCUCUCUUGCGAAUGCAGCUGUGGGAAUGAGAGCCUGUCGUGCCACCUCAUCACCGAGUUGGACGCCCUCAAGGCGGGCCUCUACAAGAGCCGCACGACACGCUCCAGUGACGACCGGACAUCCCGUGACCGCGCCGUGCAGUUCAUUAUAUACUGCCUCCUCAUCAGCCUUGCCGCGGGGUUUCUGAAGGCCUCCCUGGGGAUGGUCGGCUGUGAAAGAGUUGGGCAAUAUGGCCUACACUCGUGUAUCUACGGCAAAGUCUUCUUGAAACAAUACUACGAGCCUGACCUGUCAAAAUAUACAGUGCAGCACGACAACGAAGGCUACCCGAUACAUCCUAAGACAAAGCUUCGUACGAGAGUGAUAAGCUACCGGAGAGAGUUCCUGCUGAACCUGGUGUUCUUUUUCAUCUGGCCAGUGCUGCUGUGCAGCCGAAGCGUCAAUCGCGGAACGCCACCUAAGUAUCAGCUUCUUGAAAGCAACAGCAGCAGUCUUGAUGUGAGCAUGUGA